AUGGCGACCGUCCGCGUGUUGAGUACGCGUUUGGGACGAAGUAAUUCGCCCUUUUUGCGUCAUUCGUCGCGCGGUCUCAACGCCCUCGCGCUCCUGGUCUCAACGCCCUCGCGCUCCUGGCUUUGGUCGUCGCGCCGUCUCAUCGCCCUCGUGCUCCUGGCUUUGGUCGUCGCGCCGGGGACCUUGGCCGAUUUCGAGUAUCCGCAGAGCGCGGUGCUGACCUCGAGCGACGGUUUUGCAAGCGACUAUUUCGCUUACCCCGCCGUUGCCGUCGACGGAGACACGAUAGUGAUAGGCGCGAAUAAACACGGCGGACUUGGAGUGGACGCCGGGGCAGCGUACGUGUACACGCGCGACUUUCCCGGGAACCUCAGCUCCUCCUGGACGGAGCGCGCAAUCCUCACUGGGAGCGCCACGACCGCGGGCGAAAGGCUCGGCUUCUCCGUAGCCAUCGACGGCGACACGUUGGUUCUCGGCGCCAAGGGGAUGAAUGGCAACAAGGGCGGCGCGUACGUGUUUACCCGCGACUCCCCCGGCGACCUCGCCUCCAACUGGACGCAGCGCGCCAUUCUGGAGGUGAGUGAUGGCUCGGGGGGCUCGCCGGGCGACCAGUUCGGCUGGUCCGUCGCCGUCGAUGGCGACACAAUCGCGGUGGGCGAAAUCUUUGACGAUUCCAGUGGAGGGUCCGCGUACGUGUUCCGGCGCGACUUCGCCGGCGAUCUCAGCUCAACCUGGUCGCAGGUUGGCGCAAAACUAAAGCCGAGCGAUGCGGCUUCUUACCCUGGGAGUAAUUUCGGCGUCGGUGUGGCCCUCGACGGCGACACCUUGGUGGUCGGGUCGCACGUCAAAGCUUCCCAAACCGGAGGCGCCUACGUGUUCACCCGGAACAACGCCGGUGACCUCAGCUCUGACUGGACGGAGCGCGCCAUUCUGGAGGCGAGCGACGGUGCGGUAGGCGACAGAUUCGGUAACAGCGUCGCGAUCGACGGCGACACCAUCGUUAUCGGGGCGCAUAAGGACCACAACCCAGACCGUGACAGCGGGUCGGCUUACAUUUUCACCCGCAACGACCCCGGCUCCCUCACCUCUGCGUGGACGGAGUCCAAGCUGAAACCAGAUGACGGCGCUGCGGAUGACCUAUUCGGCAACGGCGUGUCGAUCGAAGGCGACGUGGUGGUGAUCGGGGCGUAUGGUGACGAUAACAGCAAGGGAUCCAACAGCGGGGCAGUGUACGUUUUCUGGCGCGACUCCACCGACCCCUCCGGCUGGACGCAGGUUGCCAAGCUGAUCGCGAACGACGGCGCUCAGAAUACAAUGCUCGGCUACGGCGUCGCGAUCAGCGGGGACACAUUGGUGGCCGGGAGGUCAGCGGUGAACGGCGGAAGUGCGUACGUGUUCACGAAGUUUGCGUACUGCGACGCGUCUGCGUCUCCCGCGAAUGGCGCGGUUGGGGAUUGCACGAGUCGCCUCGCCGCGGGCACGACGUGUCAGCCCACGUGCGACGAGGGAUAUCUCGUGUCCGGUCCGUCCGCGUGCGACGCCGAGGGUGUCAACACGUCGGCGAUUUGCAGGGAGCUGACGUGCUGCGAGCGAACCUUCGUUAAGUUUGGCUUUGGGGUGCCGUACAGCUGA
Molecule: messenger RNA, 1632 nt
Organism: Micromonas commoda
Lineage: Eukaryota; Viridiplantae; Chlorophyta; Mamiellophyceae; Mamiellales; Mamiellaceae
Exons: 1
Coding region: 1-1632 (543 amino acids)
Source: RefSeq, a predicted model, not a curated record